CGUAGGUGAGGCAGAGAUCUGCUGCCCUUUCGGGGGGAGGGAAGCUGGGGCUCAAGGCGCAGGGCUGUUGUUUUGUGCACGCUGCAAGGCAGCUUGCCUGGUUCACCAUUCACAUCAGAUGGUGCGAGCCCGCAAUUCCAAGGGUUUCCCACAUUGCCCCAUUCACGGUGUUAAACUGCCAACAAAAGAAGUGUGCCUCGGUGGGUCCCGAGCAGAAAGCUAACGCCUGCUGCACCAUCUGCCCGCGCCGAGGAACGGAUAAUGCUUUAAUCAGCGCGAGCUGGUUUAGCUCUUGGGAGCCAAGGGACGUUGGUGAUGGGAUGGCAUUAUUUAAAACCACUCACUUCGUAUCUCCAGAACUGAAAAUUGGGUCACAGCUUCCCACCCACCUCACUGAGUUCUUUGCUGCUGGGCUUUCCUGCAGGUCACAGCCACUCCGCGUGGGCCCAGAGCUGCACAGCACACCCAGAAGGGACACACAGCAGCGACUGCCCUGGGUGCACGUAACAGUGCCGGCCACAAACUGACAGAAUAAUGCUAGGAAUUGAUUUCCAACAGGACUCACGCUCUCUGCUCAGCAAUAGGUUUUGCCAACCAUCAGCAAUGACAACUGGUUGUGGCCUUGCUGACAGCAACGCUGAGUGCAGGGAAGCAGGCUGACUGCAGCUGGCACAGGAAAUGAAAGGUUUCCUCAUCAGUUUUGAAAGAUUGGCAGAGAAAACAGAGAGGGCUUCCACAAACACUGUUGUAAUGAGAAAUGGGCACUCAAGCACUAACAGAGCCAGCCUCUGACCUUGCAUUUGCAAGGGCACGGCUGCCCUGCCGGCUCCGUAUUGGAUGGAGCUGGGGCAGUGAGCCCAGAACCCGUGGCUGCCUGGAAAACAUCUCAGAAAGGCACCUUUAGCCCCAGAUCCUGCCUGCUCCCUUUUGCUUCCUUACCUGCCCUGUAACGCACAAGGCAAGGUACUGAGAAAGCCCAGGGUGGCAGAGAGUCCCAGAGUAUCCUAGCAGCUGUGCUUACAUUCAGCAAAUAGGGUAAUGCACAUAAAUUGAUAGCAAGAACUGACCUUCCUACAUCUCAGCUGUCUGUAAAGGGAAACUAUAUUUAGGGGCUUUGCUUAGAGGAUCAGAACCAAGGGAACAGGGAGGCAUUUGCAAACUGCCGUGAAAUCAAAUAGGACACAUUUGGGAAAGGCCUCAUAAUCAUUACAUGCCACGGGCUGCCAUAGGAGAGCCCAGAUUAUCCAAACAAAGCAAGGAAGAGCUCUUAAUAUACCUUACAGACGGACUUGACACAUUUAAACAGGGGAAAGGAAAAUAUUACGAACUAACAGCUUAGAGCAAGUUGUUUCAAGUGUUCUUCCUUUGAUUUCAGUCAGUAGUUGUCUAAAAAUUAUCUGGUACUGUAUUCAUCUAAGCACGGUUUAAUGUCAAUGAAGGGGUUUACUCCCUCUAAUUCUGCAUCUUUUCUUUUUCAAGUUCUCUUUUGGUCAUGGGGACACAGCAUUAUCUCUUCCUGAGAUCAGUCUUCUGUGCUUAAUUUCAGCACAGCCUGGGAAAAGGCAGCACAUUGAGAUGUCGACGUUCCCAACAUCAGGCAGAAGUUGGAUUAUAAUGAUGGCAAACGCUUUCCCACGUUCUUACCCCAGCGCCCUCAUGCCAGGCCCUAUUGUGUCACACACUCCUCAGUCCACCUGCUCCUUUGGGAGCAGGGUAUUAUCCCCAGGCAAUUCACAGUCAAUUUACCAUGCUGUAAUAGAUGCUGUCCCUAUUGUCCUGGGGCACACAUGGAUUGGCUAUCUCGACUGUGGGAAACUCAAAGUAGCUUUGGACCCAUACAUUUGUAUGCAGCUCCUGCGUAUAAAUAGAGGAACUCUCCACUGCUUUCCCCACCGGCCAAGCAGCCAGCUUCGUGCUGACAGCAGCUCUCGGAUAAUGGCACCCAGUGCUCUCUCCCUGGAAAUCCUGACACCCAAAGAGAAGAACAGACUCAGAAAACCCAUUGUAGAGAAACUGCGUCGCGAUAGGAUUAACAGCAGCAUUGAGCAGCUGAAGGUGCUGCUGGAGAAGGAGUUCCAGAGACACCAACCCAACUCCAAGCUGGAGAAAGCCGACAUCCUGGAGAUGACUGUCAGCUACCUGAAAUACAGCCGAGCUUUUGCAGCCUCUGCCAAAAGCCUACAGCAGGAUUACUGCGAAGGGUAUGCCUGGUGCCUCAAAGAAGCUCUGCAAUUCCUGUCUCUCCAUUCAGCAAACACAGAAACCCAGAUGAAGCUGAUCUACCAUUUCCAGAGGUCACAAGCAAUGCCCAAGGACUCUGGUUCUCCUGCACCCACUUCCACUCACCAGCCCUCUGCAAAACAAGCACCAGCAAAGCCCUCCUGCAACCUCUGGAGGCCUUGGUAGGCCAAGAGCAUAUUCACCAUCACCUGGACACUGGUGCACAUUGCAGAGGAGACCACGACUUACUACAGAAGUCCCCCUACUCCUCUCACCAGUAGGAAAAAAUGUUUUCCUUCUGCAGAGCAUUACUGCACAUGGAUGCCUGCUUCCCUUCUUCCAGAAGGACUGAAAUGUUCCCACCAUGUGGAAAGAAAGUUAUUCUGAAGGAAUGCGGCACGUAACCCUCCUGCUAGGAGGAUGAAGUCAUUCAGAGAGGAACGCUGACUGUUCUUAACCUUAGUGAGGUUGCAUGGGUACAUCUGUUGAGAAAGCUGUAACUGCUGAGAUGUCUGGGUAAGCGUUUUCAGGUGUCCGCUCAGCAGCAGCCCCCUCUGCAUCCUGCCCUGCUCAGGACCCGCACACCACCUGCACCUGAGCGGCAGGAAGCAGCUGGGGCUGGGCUAAGCGCACACAUGUGAAAACCUGGCUGCCAGCAGGUUCUAUGAUAUUUGUAGACUGUACUGAGCAUGCUCCGGAAAUGGUUACACCAUAACUCAAGCUGCGUAGAGGAAAUUCCUCAGGAUGUCUUGCUUGCAAAGUCAGAGUGCUGUUUGUGAGGUUCAGGAUACGUAUACCUUUUAUAAAGGCAAGAGCUCCUUCUAAUAUCCUUAUAGGAAUGAAAGUUACGGCCGUGUUGUCGAUUUUACAUGAAAUAUUUAUCAGUCUUUUAUGAAAGGCAGUUGUACAAAUUAUAUUUACUGUUUGGUACCCCCACCGGGGAGAAUGUAAAAUCAGUGCUGUCCUUGGAGGAUGUUAUGAUGUUACGUGCGAGCUGCACCACUGCAUAACUCGUGUCAGAAACCAUCCUGAAUUCAGGGGAUGCACAAAAUAAAAAUUAAGAAAGAAUAACUUGUUGGAUUUAUUGAGUGAUUUGCAUAGCUGAUUUCCCUGCAGUUCCUGGCUCACCCUCGGAUUCGGAGCUAAACAGGCAGAUUUCGGUACAAAAGCACACUUUGCUGGGAGCAGCUGUCACUGUUCCACGCCCACCCAAACCCACAACGCUGCUUUCCAGGAAUGAACACAAAGCUCCACAUUAACGAACGGAGCUCUCCAUACAAGGCAAAACCGGAGGCCUCCCCACUCUGCAAGUGGUUUGGAAGCUUAGAGCCACAUUUGUCGAGGGAGGUCACAGUAAGGGCAAAGGGAGACGUCACACCCACCUCCCAGACACAACCCACGUGCCUCAUAGUUUGCUGAGGCACUCAGCGCCGCGUUCAGCAUCCCGUGUGAGUCACCAAACGGGCUGAGCCGCGGGGUGUGAACCUACAGCACGCUGCACACACCGGGCAAAACCAGCAGGGCUACCACUCAGCUGAGGGCCGUGAAGGGAGCGCAGAUCGCGGCUGCACGGAUGCAACGCAGCCCAGGUGAGGAAAGGAGCUUCGCACAAACAGCACUUGCUACAGAAAGCGGCAGCCAGCACAGCCCUGACAACACUCCUGCUGCCUGGGCUUACCUGCAG
Messenger RNA from Meleagris gallopavo (turkey), 3904 nucleotides. RefSeq names its product hes family bHLH transcription factor 5 (gene HES5). The record is from RefSeq and is a predicted model, not a curated record. Gene Ontology annotation, biological process: regulation of DNA-templated transcription. NCBI's taxonomy places the organism in Eukaryota, Metazoa, Chordata, Aves, Galliformes, Phasianidae. Gene Ontology annotation, molecular function: DNA binding; protein dimerization activity.